Merops nubicus (carmine bee-eater) is the source of this 1199-nucleotide messenger RNA. RefSeq names its product solute carrier family 25 member 51-like. NCBI's taxonomy places the organism in Eukaryota, Metazoa, Chordata, Aves, Coraciiformes, Meropidae. The transcript is spliced from 3 exons. The coding region runs from base 1 to 1002 and encodes 333 amino acids. The record is from RefSeq and is a predicted model, not a curated record.
AUGCUGGCGAAUCACACUGGCAGGGAGAUUGGCCAAGGGCGGAUGCUCUGGAACUGUCUGGGCAGUUCAUUGUUUGAAAGUGUACAGAAAGCAAAAACUGACGUGUUUUCAGCUGAGAUAAACAGUAUGAUGGAUUCAGAAGGUUCUGCCCCAACCAGUUCAAAGGAAUACACAAGCAAUGAUGUAACUGCUGCCUCUGGUAAACAUUAUCUUUGUGGCUACUGCGCAGCCUUCACAAACAUCGCCGUCACUUUUCCCAUCCAGAAGGUCCUGUUCCGGCAGCAGCUGUAUGGUUUGAAAACAAAGGAUGCAGUGCACCAGCUACAGAAGGAUGGGAUUCGCAACCUCUAUCGUGGCAUCCUCCCUCCAUUAAUGCAGAAAACAACCACGCUUGCUCUCAUGUUUGGCCUGUAUGAAGAUUUCUCCUCCCUGCUCCACAGCCACCUGAGUGCCCCGGAGCUCCUGACGCGCAGCAUGGCAGCAGUGCUGGCAGGGACCACGGAAGCUUUUCUCACGCCUUUUGAGCGAGUUCAGACUUUGCUUCAGGACUACAAACACCAUGAUAAAUUUACAAACACUUACCAGGCUUUCAAGGUACUGAAAGUCUAUGGGGUGAGAGAGUAUUAUCGGGGAUUGGUGCCUAUUCUGCUCCGAAAUGGGCCCAGCAAUGCGCUCUUCUUUGGCCUGCGGGGACCGAUCAAACAGUGUCUGCCAGAAGCAACUUCUUACAGCACUCACUUGGUCAACGAUUUCAUCUGUGGAGGGCUGUUGGGUGCCAUGCUGGGGUUCUUGUUUUUCCCAGUGAAUGUUGUAAAAACUCGUAUGCAAGCUCAAAUUGGUGGUGAAUUUCAGUCCUUCUCAAAAGUUUUUGCAAAGAUCUGGCUUGAGCGUGAUAGAAAACUGAUCCACCUUUUCAGAGGAGCUCACUUGAAUUACCAUCGUUCCAUCCUGUCCUGGGGCAUAAUCAAUGCAACCUAUGAAUUCUUGCUAAAGCUGUUGUGAAAACCACUCUCUUCCUUUGGCUCUUACGUUCAUUUGGGGAUUGGCACAUUUGAUGUCACUUAAUCGCAGGGAACAGUGCCUGCAUAGUGUGAAAGGUAAUUAGUCUUGGCCUUUGGUAUUUAUGGGGUGAAUGGUGAUGCAUCUAAACCUUGGUGCAAUUAAGAUGAACUUUUAAAAGUAUUUAUUUCUUGGCAGGU